Molecule: messenger RNA, 1258 nt
Organism: Cantharellus anzutake
Lineage: Eukaryota; Fungi; Basidiomycota; Agaricomycetes; Cantharellales; Hydnaceae
Exons: 5
Coding region: 85-1185 (366 amino acids)
Cellular component (GO): U2-type catalytic step 1 spliceosome; U2-type catalytic step 2 spliceosome; Prp19 complex
Molecular function (GO): pre-mRNA binding; metal ion binding; U6 snRNA binding
Source: RefSeq, a predicted model, not a curated record
CCUUCACCUACCUUUUUCGGUUGCGAUCCGAAGCUAAACAACAACAUUCAUCCAACCAGCGUCUCUCCGGAGUCACAACUUAUAAUGAGCGAGACCCAGGAUGUAGCUCAGCCUAAGAAGCUCAAGCCUGCGAGAAAGCAGGUUAAGCCAGGCCAGGUCGAGAAGAAGGAGGAAAUGCAGCCGGGGAAGGAAUACAAUAUAUGGUACAACAAAUGGGCGGGAGGGGAUAGGGAGGACCCUUACUCAAAUAAAACGAAAUCUCAGACUCGUUGCAAUAUUAGGCGGGAUUCAGGCUUAACUCGCGCCGAUGCAAGUGGAGUGAAAUACUGCUGCUUAUUCUUUGCUCGUGGCUGCUGUCCAUACGGAUACGAGUGCAAUUACAUCCACAGGCUACCGUUGCCAGAGACCGAACUCCCAGAUUCCUCGAAAGACUGCUUUGCUCGCGAAAAGUUUGCGGAUUAUCGUGAUGAUAUGGGCGGUGUUGGCUCCUUCACCAGACAAAACCUAACAUUAUAUGUUGGUCGUGUCAAGGAGACAGGAAACGCGCAGGACACUGAAGAAGUUGUUAGAAGACACUUUGGUGAAUGGGGAGAAAUAGACAGGGUCAGAAUCCUACAGUACAGAAGCGUCGCUUUCGUAACAUAUAAAGAUGAACUACAUGCUCAGUUCGCUAAGGAGGCUAUGGCUUGUCAGAGCUUAGAUAACGAUGAAAUUUUGAACGUUAGGUGGGCAACUGAGGAUCCAAACCCUGUUUCAAAAGUUGCAGAAAAACGACGGUUGGAAGAAAUUGGAAGAGCCGCGAUCUCAGCUAAGCUUGACGACCGGAUAAUAGAUGCGAUGCGGUCCAUCCGAGCGCUCGAGGAUGGUGAAGAAGUACCUCAACCAUACGAGGAGGCUGAAGACGAUGCUGAUGGUUUGGAAGACGAGGCAGGCGAUUCAAGGAAACGACGGAGGAUUGAGCCUGCGGAAGAUUCGUACGCAGUACCCGAUGAGCCUGAAGAGGUAGAAGAGCAAUCAGCAGCAAAUGGGUUACUGAGUGCUGAGGUAGUGCAAGGGUUGAAGUAUUUCGCACAACUUCGUCAGAAGGGUGUCCAGUUCGCCAUUGCUACGCCAGAAUCGGUAAAUCCCCUAACGAAAGGUGUUGGAGGUCUGGCUGAUUACGGGAGUGAUGAGGAUGAGGAUUGACCACACUAUAAUGUAUGUAUUCAAAGUAAUAUUGUAUCCAAUGCAUGGGGUGCCAGCUCGCUUGCUUCAUCAA